This is a messenger RNA of Aspergillus versicolor CBS 583.65, 1802 nucleotides long. RefSeq lists its product as uncharacterized. Lineage: Eukaryota; Fungi; Ascomycota; Eurotiomycetes; Eurotiales; Aspergillaceae. The record is from RefSeq and is a predicted model, not a curated record. The coding region runs from base 32 to 1750 and encodes 572 amino acids. Gene Ontology annotation, cellular component: intracellular anatomical structure. The transcript has a single exon. Gene Ontology annotation, molecular function: protein binding.
CUUUCUUAACUUUGUUGGGUUGUUCGAUGCCAUGGCUUCAACUGCAACUCCCGUCCCUGCUAGCGACGAGUACUACAACCUGGGCACGUUCGGCCACACCAUCACCACCACCAGCUCCGACGCCCAGACCUGGUUCAACCGCGGUCUGACAUGGGUGUACUCAUUCAACCAUGUAGAAGGUGCCUACUGCUUCGAACAGGCCAUUCUACACGACCCUGAAUGCCCAAUGGCGUACUGGGGUCUUGCAUAUGCCGUUGGCCCGAACUACAACAAGCCCUGGGAGAAGUUCGAUCUGGGCGACCUGCACAAAUCAGUGCAGCGCGGAUACGACGCCGCGCAGUCUGCGAAGAAAUACGCAGACAAGGCAACGCCGCUUGAGAGAGCGCUGGUCGGCGCGAUACAGGCCCGUUUCCCGACAAAUGAACCUGCCGGGGACUAUGCCGCCGUUAAUAAGGGCUACGCCGAUGCGAUGAAGCCUGUAUAUGAAGAGUUUGGGAGGGACCUAGAUGUCGCAGCUUUAUAUGCGGAUUCCUUGAUGAAUAUGACCCCCUGGGCCUUGUGGGACUUGUUCACAGGCAAGCCGAACCCCAAGGCGCCUACAAUGCAGGUCAAGGCCGUGUUGGAGCGCGCGCUCUCGCAAGAAGAGGAUGGCGCAACUCGCAACCCGGGACUGCUACACCUGUACAUCCACUUUAUUGAGAUGUCGCCUCAUCCUGAGAUGGGUAUCAACGCUGCUGACCACCUGCGCGACCUUGUGCCUGACGCAGGGCAUAUCCACCACAUGCCGACACACCUGGACAUCCUCAUCGGCGACUGGCGGAGAAGUAUUGCAUCAAACUACAAAUCCACCCUUGCCGAUGAUAAAUUCUUCCAUAAGUCCGGCGCAAAGAACUUCUACACCUUCUAUCGCAUGCACGACUAUCAUUCACUGAUCUACGCCGCCAUGUUCGCAGGCCAAUCCAAGGUCGCCCUAGACGCAGUAUCACGCAUGGAAGCCACAGUCCCCGAGGAAGUCCUCCGGAUCCAAUCCCCGCCCAUGGCCGACUGGCUCGAACAGUUCAUGCCCAUCAGACUGCACGUAAUGGUACGCUUCGGGAUGUGGGAGGAACUCAAGCAAAAGGCGCUCCCGAACGAUCAGACGCUGUACGCUGGCACAACAGCGACAACGCACUACGCGCGCGGCCUCGCAUUCGCAGCGACGGGGGAUAUUGAGACAGCUCGUAAAGAGCAGGAUCUCUUCCGGCAGGCAUGGGCGCGUGUACCUGAGACCCGCCGCGCUUAUAACGGCAAGAUGGUCGAUGUGCUGCAGGUUGCGAAUGCCAUGCUGGAGGGCGAGAUUGAGUACCGCGUGGCAAACUACGACCAGGCGUUUACCUCGCUGCGUCGCGCGAUUGAUCUCGAGGAUAAACUCCCCUACAGCGAGCCGUGGUCGUGGAUGCAGCCGGUGCGUCAUGCCUAUGCGGCGUUGAUGAUGGAGCAGGGGCACUUGGAGGAAGCGGCGCGGGUUUACCGUGCUGAUCUGGGGAUGGAUAGCUCUGUGAUCCGGCCGCGCAGACACCCGAAUAACGUCUGGUCGCUGCAGGGGUAUCAUGAGUGUUUGGUGAGGUUGGGGAGGGUGGAUGAGGCUGCGGUGAUUGAGCAGCCGGCCAGGUUGGCUCUUGCGGUUGCGGAUGUGCCGAUUAGGGCGUCGUGUUUCUGUCGUUUGGAUACGUCGCAGGCGCCGGUUCUGGGUGGUGCGAAGUGCUGCUGAUGGAUAGCAUACAUGGUUUCAACAAUCAUACUGUAGUAGUCAUAGAAUGGAU